This is a messenger RNA of Lingula anatina, 758 nucleotides long. RefSeq names its product NADH dehydrogenase [ubiquinone] 1 alpha subcomplex subunit 2. The record is from RefSeq and is a predicted model, not a curated record. NCBI's taxonomy places the organism in Eukaryota, Metazoa, Brachiopoda, Lingulata, Lingulida, Lingulidae. Gene Ontology annotation, cellular component: respiratory chain complex I.
AAUCUGUUCAUCAAGCUAGCGUAAUGGCUGCCGGAAAGAUAGCAAAAUUUGGUAACCAUUUAAAAGAGCUUCGAAUCCAUCUCUGUCAAAAAUCGCCACAAAGUCAGGGUGUUAGGGAAUUUAUCGAAAAUCAUUAUGUGCCCUUGAAACAGGCCAACCCAAGGUUUCCCAUUUUAAUAAGAGAGUGCCAAGGUGUACAACCUGUACUUUAUGCAAGAUAUGAAUUUGGUAAAGAAUCAAGUAUGUCACUAGCCAGUAAAACAAAGGAUCAGAUCCUCCAAGAAAUACUAACUCUAGCUAAGGCCAAAUAGCAAUCAUAUGUCAACCACAUGCAGCAGUGACUUUCUGUUAAUUUCAAGUGAUGCCAUUCAGAUCUAUUUGGAAAAUAUUCAGCAGUUGGUUAUUUUUGAUGUAGUGGUCACACCUACAGGGGUAGUAUGUCUCUAUUCCUUUUCAAAGAAAAAUAAUUUGAGUGCAAACAGCAAUUUUUUGUUUUUGUUUGAAGCAACAGAAGAAGUGUGUUAGUUUCUAAAUGAAAUAAAGGGCCUUUUAAUGAGCACACAGAAUAAUUGUAUAUUGCAGGGGUAUACAUUGGACAUUUCUUAUAGUGGCAGUGUUUCAGCUGAAGUUGUUGAGUAAACGAACUCUGGUUCAGAAUGUUAUACUAGUAUAUCACCAAUGUAGAUAACAUGCUGUUUGAGUUUCAUAUGUGUGGCACAGCAUUUAUAUUGAUUCUUGAAUAAAUGUUUUGUUAUUAG